Molecule: messenger RNA, 3283 nt
Organism: Aegilops tauschii subsp. strangulata
Lineage: Eukaryota; Viridiplantae; Streptophyta; Magnoliopsida; Poales; Poaceae
Product: glutamate receptor 2.8
Cellular component (GO): membrane
Molecular function (GO): ligand-gated monoatomic ion channel activity
Source: RefSeq, a predicted model, not a curated record
CGCCGUCAUGCUAAGCUUUUAGCUUGAAGAAACCAACUUUAUAAAAGCCACAGUAGACUUGGAUUCUGGGGACAAAAUACUUCACAAACCUUGCAGCACUGUCAAUGGAGAGAGCAUCUCAAAUCACCUUCUUCCUGUUACUCAUCAUCCACUCCAGCAUAGCUCAAAAUGCUACCACGAGUGGAGCAGAUGAGUUCCCCGUUGGAGUGAUCCUCAACUUGGAAUCAUUGCGGGGCAAGAUGGCGCGGACAAGCAUUUUGAUGGCUCUGGAAGACUUCUACACAGCCCACAGAAACUACAGCCCGAAGGUAGUUCUCCACAUCAGGGACUCCAAAAGUAACAGCAUCGAAGCUGCAUCAGCAGCUCUCGACCUGCUAGAGAAUUACAGCGUCCAAGUUAUUAUAGGUCCUCAAACAUCUUCACAAGCAGCAUUUGUAUCGGAUCUCGGGAAUAAAAGUCAGGUCCCUGUCAUCUCCUUCACAGCAACAAGCCCAUCUCUUUACUCUGGCAGUCUUCCAUAUUUUGUUCGUGCAACAUUGAGUGACUCUACACAAGUGAAUAGCAUUGCCUCCCUAAUCAAGGCCUACGGGUGGAGACAGGUGGUGCCAAUUUAUGAAGAAACUGACUAUGGUAGAGGUGUCAUACCAUAUCUCAUUGACGCCCUCCAAGAAAUUGAUGUUCGUGUUCCCUACCGGAGUGUGAUCCCCCUGUCAGCAACUACUGAACAAAUUACCAAAGAACUCUAUAAGUUAUUGACAAUGCAAACAAGGGUCUUCUUGGUGCAUAUGUCACCUGAUCUGGCUUCGAUCCUCUUCACAAUGGCAAAAGAGGUUGGUAUGAUGAAGAAAGGAUUUGUAUGGAUCAUGACAGAUGGGCUAACCAAUGUCAUAGACUCCACGAACCCUUCUGUCAUGGAAGCAAUGAAUGGUGUUUUAGGAGUAAAGUUUUAUACUCCUAAAUCAGAGGAACUGGAUAACUUCACCAUACGCUGGAACAGGAGAUUACAGAUUGAUAACCCAAAUGAUCCACCACUGAAACUAAGCAUAUUUGAACUCUGGGGCUAUGAUACUAUAUGGGCGGUAGCGCAAGCAGUUGAAAACCUUGGUAUUAAGAACAAAACAUCAUUUCAAAAACCAGCAGUUGCAAGAAACAUGACAAGCUUGGGAACUUCCCGGCGACUAUAUCACGGAGAAUCAACGACACGGCAUUCAGGCUUAGCUUCUGACCUAAACCCGGUAAUUUGGCCAGGAAAAUCAACAGAGGUACCCAGAGGGUGGGAAGCUGCUGUAAACGGGAAGAAGCUUCGAGUAGGAAUGCACGUAAGUGUAUACCCACAAUUUAUGACAAGUGGAAAGGAUCCUAUCACAGGGGCAACUAAAGCAGAGGGCCUUUCAAUUGAUGUAUUCGAAGAGGCAGUUAAAAGACUUCCCUAUGCACUACCUUAUGAAUAUGUGGCAUUUGGCACCACGAAUGACACAAGCACUGGAGGUUAUGAUGAUUUUGUUUACCAAGUUUACCUUAAGAAAUACGAUAUAGCAAUUGGAGACAUAACAAUCUCAGAGAACAGAAUGUCUUACGUCGACUUCACUCUACCGUACACAGAAUCAGGAGUGGCAAUGGUUGUUCCAGCCAAGAGCAGUAGAACUAACAACACAUGGAUUUUCGUUGAGCCAUUAUCACGUGACCUGUGGCUCGGAAGUAUCAUAUUACUUUUCUACACAUGGGUUGUUCUCUGGCUAUUGGAGUUUCUUGGAAACAACACAAAUAUCCCGGGCGAAGUUCCCAGAAAGCUCGGGAUUAUGACCUUCUUUUCCCUGUUUGGAGACAAGGACAGAGUGGAACGCUUACUAUCUCGGAUAGUUUUGAUUGUAUGGGUAUUUUUCUUCCUUGUAUUGUCAGCAAGCUACACCGCGAACUUGGCAACGAUGCUUACCAUACGACAGCUAAAUCCAACUAUAACUGAUAUCCAUGAACUCCGCAAAAGCGGGGACUAUGUAGGAUGCAUUCGUGGUUCCUACGUCGAGAGAAUAUUGGAACAACUCAAUUUCGACGGAUCGAAGAUCAAGACCUAUAAUACCUAUGAUGGAUUUUACAGUGCGCUCUCAAAGGGAAGCAAAAAUGGUGGAAUUGCUGCGUUCAUUCAUGAAGUCCCAUACAUCAGAUUAUUUCUUGUAAGGAACUGCAAAGGGUACACUAUGGUUCCAUUUUAUAAAGCAGCAGGUUUUGGAUAUGCAUUUCCAAAAGGAUCUCCUCUAGUUGGGGACAUCUCGAAGGCAAUCCUCAGCGUAAUAGGAGGAGACACUAUUAAUCAAAUUGAGAAGAAAUGGAUCGGAAUCGGAUAUCAAAACAACUGCAACAACGCGGGGCGUGCACCUGAUCCAGAAAAACUCACACCGGAUGGUUUUACAGGACUUUUUAUACUUAGUGGAGUUGUUUCGACUUCUUCUCUUCUGAUAGCCGUGGUGAUUUACUUUUAUGAAAAGAAAAACUCAACAACUAAGACACAACCUGACCAAAAGGGAGAUCAGGCAGAAGGAAAUGAAAGAGGUAAUGAAGCUGGAGAAGAGAUGCAAAACAUAGGUCUACAACCAAUUGGCCACAGGCGCAAUGCUUCAGCUGUCUCUUGGGGGUUUAGAAGAAGUUUUGGCACAAGAGUGGCACCUGUUUCAAGUUCAAGUCGUUUCUAGCUCAGCUCAGCUGGUAUUACAUAAAGCAGCCUCCAGCUAAAUAAAUUUCUAAAAUGGUAAAAGUUUGGACUGAAGUAGCUCGACAUACAACAGCUAAUUAUGUUUACGGUUCAUAGAUAAAGCUCAACUUACCCUAGGCAUCCAGUCUGCCAACACUCGUCCCAGUCGGAUGAUUGUUUGUACUAAUUUUCAUGUGUAAAUCUUGUUUAAGCACACCGUCAUACAUACCUAUCCAAACCUGGUUGAACAGAACCAUCUAGCCAAGUGUUUGCUCCAUACGUACAAGGUUACAUUCUUUUUCUUGUGAAUUCGUGAACUUCACAUGUCCCAUACUGAUUGUCACCUGUCGGCCACUCGGAUGGUUUAGGGAUUUAGGGGUUGCCGUAGGUGCGGGCAUUGUUUCGCACCAAGAACAGACAUGUUUUCAAGUGUAUCCACAAGUCGGCAUUCUAACAAACACCUGGCAUGCAUCGGGACAUCUGUUUCGGCUUACUUCAGCUAACACUGAUGUUUCGAGCGAAGUUGGUAUUUUCACCAUGUAGCAUGUGCGCGGCAUGAAAUAAACACAUCAUGGAACAUCCGUCGGAAAACAUAUC